Molecule: messenger RNA, 2013 nt
Organism: Wyeomyia smithii (pitcher-plant mosquito)
Lineage: Eukaryota; Metazoa; Arthropoda; Insecta; Diptera; Culicidae
Exons: 2
Coding region: 1-2013 (670 amino acids)
Source: RefSeq, a predicted model, not a curated record
AUGUUUCGCUUAUCGUUGGUCACCAUCGCUUUCCUAUACCUCAACGGUCGCCACUGGAACGCGCUUGCUUCCAAAAAACUCGACUGGUUACGUAAUACGACAGUCCAGGCGCACUUAGUGGCUAUCUUCAACCGGAUCGACAGUAUCGAUAUCGUAAUUGGAAGCCGGGAACCGGAUCAAAUAGAUCAGAUUGACUAUCUGAUACGGAGCGGUGGAGCAAACACUAGUGGCAUUCUGCAGCGGAAACGUUUCCGUAUCUACGAGCAAGCACUAAAUGCCGGAAAAGGAUGCGAUCGAUCUUUGCUUUCCACUAAGCUGGUUAAUUCGACCGAUGCAAUCAACACGAUGGAGAGGGUUUUUGAGGAUGAGUUCAAAUUUUUCAAGUGGGAUCAUUCGUACGAAACGUUUGCGAAAAUUUGGGAUCAGAAUCAGGACCAAGGUUAUAUAGUGUUUGCGAACAUAACGAUUUUUGAUACGUUAAUGAAAUGCUUGCUGGAUCCUGCGGCAACGUACUUUGUUGUGCUGGGCAGUGAUGAAGAGCUUACGCGAGACCGAACCUGGAAGCUGUUUAGAUCCAUUUGGAGGAGCCUAGGCGUCUUCCGAGUGUUUCUCUUGGAUGGAAUUCAUAUACACACGUAUGAUCCUUUUUCACGAAACGGUAGUUCGUUUGGUUUACUGGUCGAACUGGCCGAAGUUGGCGGUACACCCACUGUGCCUCAGGGAGAUUUCAAAGGCUACCCGCUGCGAAUCGAUAUGUUUUGGUCUACGUACAGUGUCCCGGUCCCGAACACCACAAUUUUUUUCACCGGAGCGGAUGUCAUGGUUGGUGACGCCUUUGUGAAGGCUCUCAAUUUCACUGCUGUUCGUUUGCUACCAGAUAAAGAUAACUUUGGAAGUCUUCUACCGAAUGGAACAUUCAACGGUGUAAUUGGUCGGUUGAUGCGUCACGACAGUGAUAUCACAUUCGUUGGAUUUUUCAUUAAGGAUUACUUCAGUCGGGAUAUUGAGUUCACCGCUGGAGUUUACACCGACGAGCUUUGUUGUUUGGUGAAGAAAGCUAGCCGAGUGCCGGAGUAUCUGUUACCGAUCACCAUCUUUCCUACCGAUCUUUGGGGAUUGCUGUUUUUGAUGGGUAUGAUUUGUACUGUCGUGUGGAUUGUCUUGAGAACUGGGAUUAGAAUGAGAGCGAGGACCCGCCAGGAGCGAUACCACCUCGCAACGUUGUUCAAUCUUUCCGAUACCACCCGGGAUGCUCCGUUAUACCGCAAAUUAUGCCAAAUAGGUGUCGAUACCUAUAUCCUUCUUGUGAGUGCUCCGUACCGUCGAUUCACAAAGUCCGGAACAGAACGGUUGUUUUUGUUCGGUAUUCUACUAGUGAGCUUGAUAUUCGUAUCCAUGUUCCAGUCGGGACUGUCGUCCAUAUUCGUCAAUCCCGUUUAUUAUAAAGACAUUAGUAGUCUACAACAGUUGGAUGCUGCUGACAUACGCAUUCCGGUUAAAUACGCCGGGUUUAUGGAUGACGUUUUUCCCGCCAACUACAGUGCCAUAAUGGAAUCCCUACGCAGCAAACUGAUCUUUAGACCAACAAAUCAAUCCUUGCUUAGUAUUGUUUCUAAAACUGACCGUCUAGCAACGGUCACUCGACGAGCCACACUUAACCUGGAUAAUGCCAUCUACAUAUCCACCAAGCAGUUGUUCAUGAUUCCGGAAUGUCCACGGUUGUACAAUCUAGCGUACGUGGCGGGGCGCCAUUCGGUACUGCUAGAGCAGAUCAAUGCUGUUCUGCUAAGUAUGUUGAAUGGGGGCUUGAUUAACCACUGGAUCGGGGAAAUGAAUUACAACGUUACGUUGCAUCACUGGGAACGAAUACGGGACUCGCAGAACUCGGACUUCAAGGUGCUCACCGUAGUGGACAUGCAGUUUCCGUUUUAUCUACUGGUUAUUGGUAUCAUUGUUAGCGCGGUGAUGUUUGUAGCUGAGCUCAUUUAUUUUAAAUUCACGAGUCGCAAAUAA